UCUCUCCCCUCUCCGUUUAUUAUGCUCGGGUUGUUUUCCAGACUUGCUGCGCCGCGCACCGCGCGAGUUUUUAACAGGAGAGAGGGAGCCUCGUUUCUUCUCUUCUUGUUUAAAAGGAGUACUUUGCCCUUCCAACCAAAGCGGCCAGGGUUUUACGGCCUCCUCUUCCUUCUUUCUCAAGAGAUAAAGCACAAAAGCGCAGCAGGAUUCGGAGAGCGCAAACAAAAGGGACUUUUCCAAGCUGGAAGGAACAUUGCCCGGGUCCUCUUGCAGCUCCUUCCUCGUCAAUCUGGUUUCUUUUUCUCCUAAAUAGGACACGGAGGGUUGAGAAAACUACAUGUCCCAGCAUCCCUCGGGUGGGGGAACCUGGUGCCAUUAGGGAUGAAUGGUGUUGACGUUGGUAGGAAAGUCCUGGGCGUGUGAGUGCGCUGCGCUGCUGGGCUUCCAGUAGGAAUUGCUAGGAAGUUUGGGGAGGCUCUGGGGGUCGUAAUCUCUCUGCGCAAAAAAACCAAAACCCCUUCUUGCAAGCAACACACACACACACACACACACAAAGGGAAGGCCUGCCUGAAGUCACUUUCUACAGGGAAAGAGUCUGUUUUCAUCUUUACUUCCUGGUCAGAGAGUGGAGGAGGAGGAGGAGGAGCGCAAAAGAGAGAAGAAUUAGCCAACGCUUGGAAAGCGCGUGAAAGGCUUCCCUGGAAAAGAGAAGCUGAUAACACACUGGAAGAUGACUCUUCAGCCCCCAAAUACGGACGAUAUCUCACCCAAUACUCUACAAAAUGAAACGGAAGAAACCAUAGAGGAUUCCUUGUUGGAAAAGCCCUUGGAGUCUGACAGAGUUCUGCUGAAAAUGGAGCCCAGUGGCCCUUUGGGAUGCAACGCAAGGCUUUCCCCAGGUUCAUUUAGCAUAUCUGGCAGUUCUGAAGAUAAAGAUGUGGUAAACCCAUUAGGUGAAAGGACUGGGUGUGUAGCCCAAGUUACCCGGCAAUAUUCUCUCACAGAAGAGGAAAACAAUUUGCUCAACACUACUCCAGAGCAAAAAAUGAGCUCAGAGGACCAGCAGAGCCUGCACUCCUUGGAACAACCUGAGGGAAGAACAGAGGACUUAGAUUCUGACGGAAAUCUCCUGAAAAUAGAGACAGGUGGUCCUCCAGGAUGUGAUAUAUUGCCUUCCUCAGGCACAGAUAGUUUAUCAGACAGUUUUGCACCCGAAGAUGUGGUAGGUUCCUCAGAUGAAAGGGCUGAAUGUUCAACCCAAGUUGGCCUACAAGAUUCUCCAAUGGAAGAGAAGAACAGUUCCCCCGAAACCAUCCUUCAGGAAAAAGUGAGUUCACAGAGCCAGCAAAGGGAGCACUCCUUGGAGGACCCUCGUGAUGCAAAAGAGAAUCUGUUGGACGAGGAAAGUGAAACCUUUGUUCAAAAGCCUGAAGGCCCUGGAUUGGAAAGAUCUUUGACUGAAGGGCACAUGGGACGCAAAGCAGAGGCUGAUCCCUGCGCAGAAGAGGCAAGCCAGCAGAGCGCCAGAGAACGACCGAUGGAGCAGCCAGGUUUUGCGUCCCAUGGGCUUGUUCUGGGAGCUGUGGUGGCUUUCGCUGCUGUUUGCAUAGGUGUCUCUGGCUACUUAACUUCUCACCCCCUGAAUGUGCCCAAAAACCCAGUUGUGGAGGUCUUCCUGUCAAGAUUUGAUCCUCUGAAGGACAGCUUCCCGGGUCAGAGACCUUACCUGUGGGUCCGGGUCCGGAAAGUCCUACAGAAACACCUCAAUGCUUCCCGCCACACGGAGCCAGCUAUCUUACUCCUUGCCUCUGCGCAGGAAGGCAAAGCAACCUUGAAGUGCCUCAGCUCCCAGAUUGCAGAUGCCUACUCCUCAUCCCUCGGCGGCAGCACGGUCCAGGUGGAUGGAGCCUCGAAAUCCACUCUCAGCAGCGAUAGGGCCAAGCUGGCUGUCGACGAGGAGCUCACCUCUGGCUUCCACAGAGGGGGGGCGGCUGUGGUGCAUCAGUUUGAGUCUCUGCCUGCGGCUUCCACCUUGAUCUUUUACAAGUACUGCGACCACGAGAGCGCAGCUUUCAGAGACGUGGCGCUGAUUUUGACAGUCUUGCUGGAGGAUGAGAACCUGGAGCCUAAUGUUGGCCUACAGACUGUGGAGGAAAAUGUACGGGACUUCCUCUGGGCCAAGUUCACGGACUCGGACAUGCCCACAUCCUACAACCACAUGGACACGGACAAACUGAGUGGGUUGUGGAGCCGCAUAUCCCACCUGGUCCUGCCAGUCUACCCAGUACAAGCCAUAGACGAUGCUGGUUGCCCUUUGCAAGCCAGAGCCCAGAGCUGAACAAAACGGAAAGCCAAAAAGCUCUGAAGGAUUUGCACCAAUCAAGGAAACUUGUUUUCCCCCUACAUGACUGUGUGAGCCAAGCAAGGGUCUAGAAGCAUUAAUGAGGAGCUGGCUGAUUUUAUAUCAAUAAUGCAUUUUGAUGUUGGUAUUGAUUGACAAAAUGAGAAGUAUAUUAACUGUGCUACUUAUGUAGCCGUUUCAGCAUUUGUGAUGCAAUCAAAGGACAAUUUUAAAAAAUACUAAUGGACAGGUAGGUGGUAUUUAUCUCUUGCACGUUGCACAUCCAGAAUGUUUUUUGCCACUGGAGGAAAACAGAAUGAAUGCAGAGACCCAGGAAAUUGCCCUUAGCAAACUCUGCCCUUCUUAAAAGUUAGUUUUGAUAUAGCAGUGUGCCUAAGCUUUCCGUUAUAUGGAUUAAAUCCUCAUGUGCAGGGGUGGAGAAUACACCCUGUAAUGUGUACCUGAAAUUUGGAAGGCCCUGGUUAGCAGCUUCUAUUAACUCUUCACAAGCAAAGAAAAAGCAAUAAAUCCUACAUCUGUGACCAGCCAUAAAACAGGGAAGGCUGUCUUUCCCUGCAAUAUAUAUCAGCACAGGAUCAUUCUGUGUGUCUUAUUUGGUGCUGACACUGAAUCAAAAGCAUAGAAAGAAUACUAUAAAUACAUAGAAGAAGCAAACGGUGCUUCUUGGCCUCAAUAUGGUUCACGUCUGUUGUACUGAUAGGGGAGAGACCAGUCCAGGUUAAACUCAGGGUACGGGGGUUCACACAGUUGAAUGCAAUAAAUCGGGAAACUCCUGAAGAAUGAUGCAACCUUACGCUUGGGUGUGCCUUAGCCAGUUGCACAAAUUUCUUUCUUAGGUAGUGAGAUGAGUGGAAAAGCAAGUCGUGUAUGUAAGAAGCGGAGAGCAUGGGUAGCUAGGGAGGGAAAUGUUGUUGUUUUUUCAAUUUAACUGUUGAUAAUCUAGCGGUGAUCAUAUCCCCAGACAGUAUUGCAAGGCAGGUGUGCUACGCGGAAACCACAGGAGGCAGAUACAUGCAGUUGUCAUUUCCCCAUGUGAAACUGCAAAGCAUUUCCAUUGAAUAAUACAUUCUUUAGGAAAAAAGCUAGUCUGGAUGGGAAGAAUUUUUAAAAUUUUUUUUUAAAAGGACUAUGUCUUUGUAUAGGAGAAUCUCUCAGGAAGGCAAAUCUGUCUGUUCCAAAGUAACAGAGAACAAACUUCAUGCCAAAAGAAGUGUCUCCUUUUUUUUAAUCCUAAUGGAUAUUUGCUGGUGAUUUGUUAGAAUCCUGGGGCAGUAUCCAAUACGCUUGUUCCACGAGCUCAAGAAUUCCUGCUUGCACAGUGGGAUUCUCCCAUUCUUUCCCUGCGUGUGCCCUACACCCUCCCAAAAUCUGCUCUGGAGGGUGGGAGGGGGACCCCUGAACAGAUUCAGGGGGUGCAUGAGGAGAGGGAGGAGAAGUUCUGUCAAACAGCCCAAAGUCCUUGUGCUGAUGGAACUAGUUCAUUGAAUACCACCUGCUAUAGCUACAUGGCAGGUGCCAGCUGGUUCCGUAGCUUGAGUUAUAUCAGCACCCACCAUUCAGUCAUAUUUCAGUCAUAUUCCAUCCCUGUAUUAACUGCUACAUUAAUUGUUUCACAUCUGCACCAUUUGCACUUGCAGCGCCAUCCUGCGUAUGUCUGCUCAGAAGCAAGUCCCAGUAUAUUCAGUGGAGCUUAUUUCCAGGAAAGGACACAUAAGAUAGAAAACUUUCUUUCCUUCUGUUACCUGGCUUUGUCUCCUGGGAAACAAAGGGCAGUAUCCAACAUUAGGCAUACCCAGAGUAACCCAUGGGAAUUUCUGAACACGACUAACUUAAGUUCAUUAAUUUCAGUGAGUGUAACUUGGUUGGAUACAACCCGGCUAUUGUCUCCUCGCUUGCAAUAGAAAGGGUAACCACAAAUCAUUAAGACUGUGCAUGCUGCUUUCUUUAAAGGUUCAUAUAGCUUGAAUCCAGCUGUUCUGUGUCUCCAAUCAGAAGGCAAGUUUUGUGUGUCUCUGUUCAGAAGGCAAGUUCAGGUUCUUGGCUGCCGAGCCAAGAACAACUCACUUAGAUUAUUUUUGAUUUGAAGUAGAACAUGGAAUUGCAGUCUGAAGGAGCCACACUUGCAAAUAGCAUUGCCAACCUAACAGGAGUUUGAACUGUAGCAAUGAGCACAUCCAUCUUAUAAAAAACCUUGCCUUCUGAUUUCUGCAAAUCAAGUUGCUGCUAAAGGCACAAAAGCAAGUACGUUUUGAUCAGUUAGCAACACUACUGGACAGCAAAUAAAGAAGUACAAUUAAUUUGUCAUUUUAAGUAACACUGAAAAUAGUCAAAUAAAUAUGAGGAUAAGAAUGAAGUGCAUUAAAAAUAUUUUUGAUCUUUGUGUGAAAUAAAAGUCAAAGUGGAAGUUA
Podarcis muralis (Common wall lizard) is the source of this 4770-nucleotide messenger RNA. The record is from RefSeq and is a predicted model, not a curated record. Lineage: Eukaryota; Metazoa; Chordata; Lepidosauria; Squamata; Lacertidae.